Messenger RNA from Tetrapisispora phaffii CBS 4417, 1194 nucleotides. RefSeq names its product Grh1p (gene GRH1). Bases 1 to 1194 code for a protein of 397 amino acids. The transcript has a single exon. Lineage: Eukaryota; Fungi; Ascomycota; Saccharomycetes; Saccharomycetales; Saccharomycetaceae. Gene Ontology annotation, cellular component: Golgi apparatus. Gene Ontology annotation, biological process: Golgi organization. Gene Ontology annotation, molecular function: protein binding. The record is from RefSeq and is a predicted model, not a curated record.
AUGUUUAGAAUUGCUAAGAAUUUGGUGAAGACACUGGAACAAAGUGUCCAAGAUACGUUGGCUUUAUCUUCCAGUACUUCUGAGAUCGAUGCAUUUUUCCAUUCCAUUCCCCCAGCGCUAUUAUUGCCACAAAUGCAAGAGCAAUCUGGAUAUUCUCCGGAGGACGCUGGGUCUGCAAGUGUGAGGUCCAACGUCAAUGAAUCCCUAUCUGGUUUGCGAAUCGUGUUUGUGCACGAGACUCAAUUGCAAUUGCAAUCAUACUUCGACUUCAUUGUCGGUAUAAAUGAUGAACCGGUGCCUGUGAUCAUCAACCAACAUGGUUAUUCAUACCCCGAUUACAACAGAAUUGUCGAAUUACUGAAUGAGAAAUGUAACAAUUACGUCAAGUUGAACAUAUGGUCCGGCAAAGGGGGUAACUAUAGAGACGAGUACGUGUCAGUGCAAUACAAAGACGAAUCGCAAUUGGAAGAUGUUUCAUUAGCGGCUGUCGAAGAUAACCAAGCAGCCAACAAGAAAUUCCAGUCGCUGGGAUUCAAAGUGCAAUGGUCCCCACUAAUCGCAGCCACAUUUGUGUACCACAUCCUCAACAUUAACUUACCAAAUGGUCCUGCCGAGCAGGCAGGCCUUAUCCCAGAUGAGGACUACAUCAUCGGCUGUCAAGAUGGUCUUCUGGCCACUGGCGGAGAAACGCUGCUGCAAGACAUUGUCAAAUCCAGAGCAAACCACGAACUCAUCCUCUACGUGUACAACAAGAUACACGACUGCGUGAGACCAAUUACAGUGAACAUCGGCGGUGACGGCAGACUGGGAUGCAACGUAGGUUACGGUUUCCUACACAGAAUCCCCACCGUUGCACCAUCACAUACCACAGGCACCGCCACUACCGCCACUACCACCGCACCACCACCAGCAAUAGAACCACCAGCAAUAGAACCACCAGCACAGCUAUCUGAAGAGGCAUUCACCCCACAAGUAGCCCUGCCAACCGCAGGCAAGAAGAGGACCAAGACAAAGCAUACAACCGGCCUCGUUGACACCGACUAUUUCAACGAGGGCAAGGACACAGCUCCACCAUCCUCCACGAACUCCAAGGCAGACGUGCCCCCACCCCAACAAGCAUCCAGACACAACAAUAAGCACACACACGCACACCUCCAAUACAUAUGUAUCCACAUCUUUAUAUACAUUAUUUAA